Scleropages formosus (Asian bonytongue) is the source of this 4575-nucleotide messenger RNA. RefSeq names its product zinc finger protein 846-like. Gene Ontology annotation, cellular component: nucleus. Gene Ontology annotation, molecular function: DNA-binding transcription factor activity, RNA polymerase II-specific; RNA polymerase II cis-regulatory region sequence-specific DNA binding. NCBI's taxonomy places the organism in Eukaryota, Metazoa, Chordata, Actinopteri, Osteoglossiformes, Osteoglossidae. Gene Ontology annotation, biological process: regulation of transcription by RNA polymerase II. The record is from RefSeq and is a predicted model, not a curated record. The coding region runs from base 58 to 2289 and encodes 743 amino acids. The transcript is spliced from 6 exons.
CGCUACAGCUAUGUGACAAAGGUUUUGAAAUCAUCGAAAUGCAGUGAGUAGCUAGAAAUGGAUUGCAGCUCGUCUUUGUACAUGUGCUUCCCCUGCUGCCAACUCUUCAGUUCCCUGGAAGAUGUAUUAUCCCACCAGCAGACGUGCCAUUCUGAUGACACUAAGGAGGAGGCCGCUCAGGCAGCACCAUCUGAUGAUCUGGAUGAGGAUCCUGAUAAACAGAUGUCACCCCAAAAGUGUGUCCACCCUGAGUCUGCUCAGCCCAGUCUUUAUGAAAACCCUAGCUCACCUCAGCAAAGUUUGACUGAACACUUGAUUGAUGUAUCCCUGCACAGCUGUAGCAACAAUGUAGUGUCGAGUCCUUCCCAGGUGAUUCUUAACGGGGACGUCCAAGACAAUCAAAGGCAGACUGGUUCAUGUUCUGACCCGCUCAUCCACUACCAGUGUGGGGAUUGCGGGUCCCUUUUUGACUCCUUGGCUCAGUGGCAACACCAUCGCAAGUUGGGCUUAUGCGCUGAGCCUGCCAUAGUGCCCGAUAGAAAUAAGCAGGUACAGUGCUUGGCUAUGCUUCAGGAUUUUAAUAUGAAGCUCUGUCAACAACUUGAUGUGCAGCAUGCAGAGUCUGGUCAAUGGGCAGAGCAUAUCAAGGACAUGGGGAGAGAGGGGGGAGCUGGUGUGAAAAUGGAAAGUCAACCUGAAUGGCAAAAUGGAGAGAUGGCAGUCAGUCAAGACCAUUCCUACCUGCCUAUCAGACAAGGGGAAGGAGAGGAGGGCCAAAGAGAAGUACAUGUUGAAUCAAAAAUGCAAGGUUCUGGAGCUCAUGGGAAAGUUUUGGAAAGGGGUAUGGAGGCUGACCUAGGAACAGCUGAAGUAGAAAUUACAGCACUGUCAUGCAUACUGGAAGAAGAACCAGUGAAUUCCCAAACUAUUACAGAAGAACAGAAGCUGAAGACAAACGAGACAGAGAUGGUCUCUGCUGUCACGCCUGCUGUGACAAGCCAGAACUUCCUGUGUAUGUACUGUGGGAAUGGAUUCAGCUCAGAAUCUGCACUAGUAGCUCACCGAAAAACACGCCAUGGCCUCGAGGAGGCAGUGCACUGCUGCCCAGUGUGCAAGGAGACUUUCAUGAGUACCACCCUUUUCCUGUACCAUCGACGACAGCAUAGAGAGAGGCAGGCCCAGGAGCUGGAACCCAACAAAACUGCAAAGAUCCCUCUAACGGCUUCUUCAGGGGAAGAAAAGAGGUCUGAUUCAAACCUCAAGGGAUGGUCCAAGAAAGCAAAAGACCUAGUCAUGCCAGUGAGCUUCCAUUCUCCUGCCUCAUUUGUGGAAAGUUCUUCUUGUGCAGAAAAGAAUUACAGCUCCACUUAUUCACACAUCAAGUUUUCAGACCAGGCUGUGCUGGAUGUCCACAUGCACAGCUGCCCGAAGAAGGUGAAGCAAACAGUGAGGCGCGGGCGUGGCAGAAAUGUGGAGCUGCUGAUUUGUGACUUAUGCGGACACUGCUGCAUGACCCAGGAUGGGCUGGAUCUCCACCGCCUCUCCCAUUCAGGGCAGACUCCUCUACGCUGCCCAUUGCUGCCCUGCCGACGGCGCUUCAUCACCAGCUCUGCCUUGGAGGAUCACAUCCUCACCCACUCCCAGACACCACCUGACCUGACUGCCCAGGACUUUGCUCCGAAGCCCCGUCCCUUCCACUGUGAGCGUUGCAGCAAGUCCUUCACCACAGCCUCUUCUCUCAGUGUGCAUCUGAGGAUCCACACUGGAGAGAGACCAUACCAGUGUACCCAGUGCGGAAAGAGGUUUCGUCAGAUCCCCCACUUACGGGACCAUGAACGCCUGCACAGUGGGGUCCGGCCAUUCAGCUGUGAAGUGUGUGGGAAGAGCUUUGUGUUGGCGGCCCGGCUAGCAGAACACGCUCGGACUCACAGUGGGGAAAAGCCUUAUACUUGUCCCCUCUGCACACGCACCUUCCGCUCUCUUUCCAACCUGGGCAAGCACCGCAAGACCCAUAGCAAGAGCCCUGCCCACAAGGAGGUGAGCAGUACAGAGGAAGGGGAGACUGCAGUCCAAACAAUCCUGCUUGUCCAGGCCCAACCCUCUAUCCUACAAGGUGCUGACCAGCCCCACCUUUGCCAGCUGUCUCCUCCUACUAUGACAGUCACAUCAACUGCAUCUUCCCCUCUGGUUCUUCUGCAUCCCACUACCUCUUUGAGCAAAGUACAGGAGGAGCAAGUGAUUCCUAUCAUUCAACAUGCCAUAGAUGUCAUUGUGGAGGAGACAGUGUAAUGCAGAGCUCAUUGUGAUAAGAGGCUGAGCUACAGCCAGUUGAAGAUGUUUAGAUAUCCAGCAAAACUCCCAAAGGCUAGAUGCUACAAGGACAAAGGGUGUGCUCAAACAAGUGACAGCAGGACAGGAAUGUCAGAGAAUAAUGGGCAAAAGUUAAGGUGAAAUUGUUUAUUUCUACCUUUUUUUUUUUUUUUUUUUUAAAAAAAAAAAUGAAUAGCUUUGAAUUUACGCUGUAAAAUGGGUCUCAUUUACAAAACGUGCUUCAUCUGUCCAUGCACUUUGUGUCCAUGACUUGAUGGCAAAGAUAGCCUUCUGAAGCAAUUAUAAGCACAGCAUCAUGCAGUAUAUAAUCUUUUCAGGAUUGGCUAUUGUAUUUCAAAAAGACCAUAAUAUAGAAUGAUGUUCUGACUGUCAUGCAACAUUUCUCACAUUGUGUCUGAAACCAUAUCUUCAGUGCUAGGCUGCAGAUUGGGUCUUUUAUGUUCAUCUGCCAAGACCAGUAUAAAUGAAGCAAGAACCUACAUCUCUCUCUGCUGUUUUGCAAUCAUAAUCAGUUUAAAAAUAUCUGCUGUCCAAUAAAGGCUGGUGGACCCUGUAGCAUCAGUAUACUAAAGUAAAGAAUAAACACUGAAUAAUGUGAUAAAUGUAAGUCAAGAGCAGUUUAAAUGUUUGCUACUAGCCUGAUAUGUUUGUAUAGUGGGCAUUUUCAUGGUUAAAAAUGUGGACAGCAAAUUAACUGCUUGACCAUGAUCUUUAUGGUCACAGAGCCAGUGUCUGUGAACAGUGUCAGCAAUAUUUUCCUUUUAUUAGUGACAGUGUUGAGUUGGAAGAAAUAUAAGUUUAGGACCAGUGAAGUAUAAGCAUGUUUAACAUGGGUAAACAUACAGAGCUGACACAAACUGCACAAAUCAUAAUUCAGUGCCUUGUCCAACUUAUUUGGUUUGAAUGUCAUUACAAGUAUGUAUUGCUUUAAGGAUGUAUUGGUGUUUAUUAGCUGUUCUUCACACCUUUGGCUAGGGCAUUGCAGCAGGUAGCACUGCUGCCUCAUAGUAUCUAGUUGGUAGAAAAGAAUAUGGGUUCAAUCCUUGCUCAGUCUGUGUGCAGUUUACAUGUUCUCCUUGUUGGCUUUCCUCUGGGUGUUAUGGUUUCCUUCCACGAGCCAAAGAUGCAUUUCAAAUGCAUUGGUGGUUCUAAAUUGCCUAUAGCACCAGGCACUGGUUCAUCAGUGCCAGUCCAAGCCCAGGUAAAUGGUGAGGGCUGAUGUGAGGAAGGGUAUCUGGUUAUAAAUUCUCUGUUCAGCCACAUCUCCAAAUGCUGUGCUAUGUGGAGGUAAAACUGCCAACCUGCAUUGCCCUGUAAAAUGGCCUAUGAAACUGCAUAGUAGAUACAUACAGCUAGGUAAUUUGUACUGUAGCAGUGCAGGGUAAUCAAGCCAGUCCUUGCACGUGGAAGGCAACAACUAACCACCACCCUACUGACUGCGCCAUAAAAAAAGAAAAGCUACCUACUUUUCAUACCAGGACACACAAAUUGUACUGAAGUUUGUAGUGAAGGUAAAACCAUUUUAUUUUACUUUAUUUGUCCAGUAGUUCUUGGUGACCUCCAUUGUUUAUUUUAACUGUCAUUUUGUUACAUUACCAUGUACAUUUGUUUUGCAGUAGUUACAUGCAAAGCCACAGUCCAGAACUCUUAAAUUGCAAAGAUUCUUUUGAGUAUAAUAAAAUAGCUUAGUGACAUUUACCUGGCCAGUUAUUUACACAAUUCUGAAUUUUUUUUUUUUUGGGGAACUGUUAAUACAGAGCCCAUGUAAGAUUUGUAUUGGAGGUUUUCUGUAACAUAGGCCUGAUAUUCAAAAAAAUGUAUAGAUCACUUGAGCUGUAAAUCACUGUACUGCUUAGACUAGAGUGUCACAUGCAGCAGUAAAAGGGACAUGGACAUGUAGUGCUGUGCAUCUAAAUUUGCCUGAAAAAGGUGAAAAGCAGAGUUAAUAUCGCUAUGUGCACCAUACAAAGAAAGUGCUGAAGUGAGACAAGGAACACAGAGCAAAGAGAUGCGUUGAGUGUGCUCGUAAGGGAAACGGCAUAGAAACGUAACUUGGAUCAGGCAGGGGCAUGUGGUCAGGACAGACACUGAUGGGACUGGAGCACUGGACUAGAACACAAACACACUUUGAAGAGGACCGCAGGAGCAUGUGAGUAAACAUGGGCUGAGAAUCAUAAAACAACUUCUAGGGAAAAAAAGUAACACAUUGCUUUCCUUUGCAGUUUUAUAACGAGGCCCCCAGAA